Molecule: messenger RNA, 904 nt
Organism: Nipponia nippon (crested ibis)
Lineage: Eukaryota; Metazoa; Chordata; Aves; Pelecaniformes; Threskiornithidae
Source: RefSeq, a predicted model, not a curated record
UUUGCGGGGAGUGCCUGCAGCCCUGCCUUCAAGUGCCGUCCCCGCUCUGCCCGCUCUGCCGCAUGCCCUUCGACCCCAAGAAGGUGGAGAAGGCUUCCAGUGUGGAGAAACAGCUUUCGUCCUACAAAGCUCCCUGCAGAGGCUGCAGCAAGAAGGUGACCCUCGCGAAAAUGCGCUCUCACGUCUCGUCCUGCACGAAGGUGCAGGAGCAGAUGGCCAACUGCCCCAAGUUCGUUCCAGUUGUCCCCACUUCCCAGCCUAUUCCCAGCAAUAUUCCCAAUCGCUCGACAUUUGUGUGCCCGUACUGCGGGGCCCGGAACCUGGACCAGCAGGAGCUGGUGAAGCACUGCAUGGAGAACCACCGCAACGACCCCAACAAAGUGGUGUGCCCCGUCUGCUCAGCCAUGCCCUGGGGGGACCCCAGCUACAAGAGCGCCAAUUUCCUCCAGCACCUCCUCCACAGGCACAAGUUCUCCUACGACACCUUCGUGGACUAUAACAUCGACGAGGAGGCAGCGUUGCAGGCUGCCCUGGCACUGUCGCUCUCCGAGAACUGAGGGUGCCUGCGGAGCAUUGGUUCAGACCCCCAUCGCACCCCGUCUCCUUUUGCACACUCGGCCUUCCUGCCGGGGAGGCACGGAGCUCGUCAAGCCCCUGGCACCCCCGGAGACCCGCUGCCACCUCUCUUCCCUCUCCUUUCGGGGCAAAUCCCACCUUGUUUAAGAAGGUGGAGUCUCUUUAGCCUCACGCUGGACCAGUGAGUGAGCAGGGACGGCCGCUGCUGGGAGGAGAGAGGAGUCGGCACCGAAGGGCUGGGAUCGUUCCUCGGUUAGGCAUUUCAUAUCCGUAUACGGAGCAUAUACCUGUAUCCAGAUCUAUUUAUUAUUAGAUGCUUUUUGGCACC